UUCAAGGGGUACUACAUAAAAAGGAUGACGGCACUGUAGUCUACGAAAUGAUCAGAUCGGAUCGUCAAAAUCUAGAAACAAUUCGACCCGUUUUGGCUUCAGGAGCAUUUUUUGUGAUUAUCUUCACGUUCCAGUUUUACAGUUGUCCCCCAUUAGUCAUUGGAAUAUGGAUUCUUGCCUUUGGAGUUGCAGUAGGAUUCCUUGUCUUUAGUUAUUGUUCAGUUUUACCCUCUGUACUACUGCACUGGGGCCCUCGCAAAAAGUAUUAUGAAGAAGGUGAAAAGUUACAGGCAUCCUCAUCCAAGCAGUGUACCAUUUGUGGUAAUAGAAAAUGCCAACGUCACAGACCAGAGAUUUCAAGAGCCAAGCUAAAGCCAUGGGAAGACCUUUUUAUUCCAGAAUCUGUAGAUGCCGCAUUACAAGAGUUUCUUGGUCUUUUACUUCAAAACUAUGUGUACAGCUGGUACAGAGAGUUAAGCUGUAGUGAAAUAUGUGUGGAUGAAAUCCGUGCAAGCAUUAGAUACAUGGCUGCAGUGUUGUUAAAGAGAAUACAAAAGGUUGAUCUCCCAACUUUUGUUAUUAACAAUGUUGGCAAGGAAGGUUUGAAGCAUUUAGAGAUGUAUUUGACAACAAAACAAAAAGUCACAGCAUCAGGCUCUGCAGCCAACAUCCAGACAGCCAUUUUAGAUCGCUUUGGACCCAAGAUGCAUUGUGCACUGCAGAGUCGUCAAAUGGAACUUCACUAUCUGAGGAAACUGUCAGAGUCUAUUAUUCCUGUUAUAUUACCUCCAAAUUCCUUGCAGUGUAGGAGUCUUUUGUCCUUACUGCGAGAACUGUUAGCCAGUGCAGUCUUUUUAACAGCAGUUGACAAACUAUCAGAUCCGGAUUUUGUGAAUAACAUGCUUCUUCUACUUCUGGACAAAGAACCUAUGGUUGCCUCAGAAGAACCACUCUCUCCAAAAGUGCCAUUACUUGCUAAGUUUGCCAAACCAAGGACUCCAGUUAUGAGCUCGGCUCUUCAUCUUUCCAUAGCAGACAUACUUCAUACCCAGUCCGCCCUGUUUCCUUUCAUGCAGUUUAUGAAAAGCGAAGGAGCGCUAAACAUUCUCCAGUUCUGUCUUACUGUUGAGGAUUUCAAUAAAAGGAUAUUUGCUUCUGAAGAAACAGAAAAAGAGAAAGUAUCUAUAUUAAAAGAGGUCAGAGAGAUCUUCAGUUCAUAUUUCGAUAAUGGAGCUGUGGACAGAAUCAACUUUGAUCCAGAUAUGGUUCAAGGGUUACAAGACUGUAUUAAUGCUCCUGUUGACAAGAUGGAGAGAUUGAAAAUAGCUUCUUUUCUGUCAAAGGCCUGUGAACAUGCUUACAAUCUUUUAGAGACAACUUUUCUGCCCCUGUUUUACCAGAGCGAUGAUUAUUUUACACUAUUGUGUGGAAGCCGAUUGCCGGCCAAAUCUUUGAACAAACCGACUUCAAGGGCUUCAAAGAAGAAGUUCGAUCCUUUGGCCGAGUUUUCAAGGUUAGCCGGAAAGUUGAAAGAUAAAGUAAUGAAUCCGAACAAAGAUGAUUCACCGUAUGAAGAGGACCCGUUUGAUAUCCCGGAUACACCUCCGGAUUUCGACUGGCAAAGUGAAGAAAGUGAAGAAGUGGAAGAGAAGGAGACGCGUGACCUCAGCUUGUGGAAGAUAACGAUUCCUCACGUGAUCAUGGAAACUAAACAGAAGUGUAUGUUUAUUAUAUCAGUGGAAAGAGCUGAUGUAGGAGAAGUUAUCCGAUGGGAUGUUGCACGGAGGUAUAAGGAAUUCUUUGUUCUUCAAAGCAAGUUACAGGAAUUUCACGGUUCAAUCGACGACUCGCUUCUCCCACCGAAGCGAAAUUCUUCAAAAUCAAUUUCACAGAAGAGUACAGCUAUUUAUUUUGAUGCGUGUAGAGUUCAGUUCGAGAAAUAUUUACAGUAUUUGUGUUCUAAUCCGCUGCUCAAAGGGAGCGGUUUACUGUUCAACUUCCUUUCACCAGAAAAGGAAUUCAGUAAAAUGUUUGGCCCUGACAAGAUGGGCGAUAAAGCGGGUAAAAAGAUCAAGUCAAUGACAACAAUACUCAAAAAAGAGAAAGGUCAAAACCUUGAUCCAUUUCUACAAUCGUUCUUAUCAUCCACCGUAGAACCAACCAAAAGGAAGCCAUUGCCAAAGGGUCUUCUAGCUCAGUCAAGAAGAAGCGAGGAGGGAAUUUUUCCAGGAAGGAGAAAACCAUCGGGUAGUUCGCUACGCUUGAAGGUGGAAGCAUCAGGAAAGCCGCUGAUAUCAGUGACUGGUGUCACCGACUACAUCCUGUUCCUCGCGCAACGUCUGUUCGAUGUCCCAGCCUUGUUAUACAGUUUGUUAGUUUGUGGAAAAGUCGCAUUUCAACAGACCCUAGAUGUUUACGCUGACAGAUAUUUAGCUGGUAAAGUGGAUUUGUUGACGAAUGAACAUCGCCUGGUUAUGAUAAUUCAUUUACUAAGAGACGCACUUUUCUUUGAUGAAGAUCCUCCACGAACGGAUACACAAAAGUUAGAAAGACGUGAAAAGACUCUGAAAGAAAUGCUCGAGUUUAUACCAGAUAUGGCCGUACGUGUUAUUGGAGCUGACAGACAUAAAACCGGGAUCACUUCAUUGUUUGAGCUCCUUCAGCAGCCAAGAUUGAACAAACAGCUGACGUACGUUCUCCUGGAUAGUUUGAUGGGAGAGAUUUUUCCAGAGCUAAAGGAGAGUGAGUUGUUUCCAGCAGAAGAGCUCUCAAGUCGCAACUGAAUCAAAAUAUGUCAAAAACGGGAAAAUGGGUGAAAGUCAAACAAGCUGAGACAAAGUUUCUCACCAAGAAAAGAGGGAAUAAUUACCAAGCGGGGAUGAUUAAAUGGAGAUUCUAAAGCGUGUGGGCAGACCUAAAUAGUGGUUCAGGAAAAUAAGAGUAACCUUAUUUUCUAAUGUGAACCCAAGCGAAAUUAUUUCAUACGGAAGAGUAUAUUACUUUUAAACUGUGUAAAUAUGUAAGUAACAAUGAUGAAAAUUAAUCUUUAAAAGCUAUGAUAAAAUGUGGUAAUUUAUGUUUUUUAUUUAAAGUUUUGCCAAAAAUACAGGAAAGUCUUGGUAUCUAAUUGGAUAUAAUUAUUUUUUCAAAGGUCUAUGAUUCUACUUUCAAAAUAAAUUGACAUACGAAAUCAACGCCCACUGUAAUUUGGUUUUUUUAUUUGUACGAAAAUGCAACUGUUUUAUUCUUUUCGCUUUUAUUCAUGAAAUGUUUGACAGUGCGGUUGUCCACCAUUACAGGAAGGUAUCAGAAAGGUAUUUACUUGUUGUUACUGGUCUAUGACUGUAUAGUAUAAGACUGACGUCAGUUUACAUUUCCUCUAAUAUUACAGCUUUACAAUGGCACAACUUAAGUACCACCUCUGUCAUUCAUCGUUGAGUUCUGAAACCUUUGAUUCUGAUAGACACGCUGUAGUUAGAAAGUGGAUUCAGGUGGAAAUGGGUUCUAAAAUGCUGAGAUAAUCAGCCCGGAGACGAAAGCUUAUUCUAAAUUUACCGCCGUUUGCCUCUCCUAAUUAACUCGGCCUCGUUCUGCUGCAAAUAACAGCAGGCAACUGCAUUAACAGAUGGAUAUUGCUUGAUGAACUAGAAACAUAACAAUAUGGUUUUCAUAAUCGAAACUUUUUUUAGUACUUUUCAU
This is a messenger RNA of Pocillopora verrucosa, 3699 nucleotides long. The record is from RefSeq and is a predicted model, not a curated record. Lineage: Eukaryota; Metazoa; Cnidaria; Anthozoa; Scleractinia; Pocilloporidae.